CUCAGUCUUGGACAGGACAUCGGAGACAGCGAAGCCUCUCCAAAUCCGUGAAUUUGUGUAUUAACAUAAUAUUAUUGUUUAAAAUAAAGGUAUAGUGGUUAAACCUCACUACGUGUAAUUAUUUGUUUAGUUCUAUAGACGAGGUUUAAUAUCUGUGAUGGACGAAAAUGCUAUACAACAUAUUUUACCGCGUGAAGAUGAUCAAAAGAGAGUUUUGAAAUUUAAAAUAAGUGAAACAAAAAUAUUCAAAAAUAGCUCUCACAAUGUAGAUGUUUUUGAAUGCCUUCAAUCUUUACGGAAAGAUGAAGUGUUAUGUGAUAUUAAAUUAGAAACAGAUGAUGGUUCUAUAGUUAUUGCACAUAAAGUUGUUUUAGCAUCAGUUAGUCCAUAUUUCAGGGCCAUGUUCACUAGUUUUGAAGGAAACAAUACAGAUCAUAUUGAUAUCGGAGAGUUAGAUUCUACCGUUUUACAACUCUUGGUAAAUUAUUUUUAUACUGGUAAAAUCAUGGUGACCACAGAAAAUGUUCAGGUUUUGUUAGCAGCUGCAAAUCUUAUACAAUUAGACUAUAUAAAAAGGGCAUGUGUUGAGUUCUUACAAACACACUUGGACCCUUCAAAUUGUCUUGGUAUCAAAGCAUUUGCUGCCUUUCAUAACUGUACAGAAUUGUUGUCAAGCUCAGAAGCAUUUAUUAAAAAACAGUUUUUAGAGGUGGUUAAACAUGACGAGUUUCUAUCUUUAUCUCCUGAAGAAGUGAUUGGACUUAUCUCCUGUAAUGACCUUACUGUUCCUUUUGAAGAAAAUGUAUAUGAGUGUGUUAUUGAUUGGGUAGAACAUGAACUGAAUUGUAGAAAAAGGUAUUUGCCCGAUUUAAUGGAACAUGUACGAUUGCCAUUAACUUCAAUGCAGUAUAUAUUUAAAAAUGUAGUUGAUGAACCUCUGCUAAAAUAUAAUCCUAUAUAUAAAGAUUAUGCAUUAGAAGCAUUACAUUUUCAUAUGCUUAAGACACAACAGUUCAUCACUGUUCCUAAAACAAUUCGGUGUAAGCCAAGACAACCGGGUGGCUUACAAAAAGUAACUCUUUAUUUAGAUUGGUCAGAAUCUAUGGAAAAGUGCAAUAUAAACUGUUAUGACCCAGCAACCAACCUAUGGAAGAGAGUACCAGAUAUGAGGGAUGGCUGUUGGCCAGUUCAUAUUGGCUUAUUAACAGAUCAAUAUGCAUUUGCUAUUGGUAGUAAUGAUUUACUAAGAACCAGGUCUGUUCAAAUGCUUGAUUUAUCUUCAAAAUCCUUCCGUUGGGAAUCUUUAGAUAAUAUGAUAGUUAAUCGAACACAAUUUCAAGUUGGUAUUUUAAAUAAUUGUGUGUACGCUGUUGGUGGAUUUGAUGGUUCUAAUAAUGUAAACAGUGCAGAGUUAUUUGAUAUCGAUAAUCAAGAGUGGGAAAUGAUAUCUAGUAUGUCGUGUAAGAGAAGAUUGGUUGGUGUUGGAGUACUCAAUAAUCUUUUAUACGCGAUCCAAUCCAUUAUCAUGUUACGCAGAUCAAAACGUACUUGCAAGUCAAAAGUAACUGUUCCGGUUGAAAAUAAUACCUAUGAACCCCCGAUCAAACGUAAACGUGGUCAUCGACUAGAAGUUUCUGUUAAGGAUUCAACAACUGAAGAUGACAGUUCUGGAGAUGAAUUUGCGCCAACUGACAAUACUUCUAUAAAAAGUUCUUGUACUUUGAAUUUAUCAGAAUCGGACAGCGAUAAUGAUGCUCAAGACUCUAACAAGUCUAACAAGACCAAUGCAAAAGCAUUGGAACAGUCUGAUACUGAAAGUGAAGUUGAUGACAAUGUUUGUCAAACAAAUUUUGAUUUCAACACUCUUUUAAAUCCUCAAGAUACCACAGAACUUUCCAAAAGUGAUGUACAAUCUGAGACUGUUGACAGACUUGUGGAAAAUGGUCUUUAUGAUAAUAUGGAUGUUGCCAAAAUCUUAUCUGUGGGAGAAGGAGUUAAUUUAAGAACAGUUUUAAAUAAUGUUGAUGAUACUGUAGAAGAGGAGAUGAAACGCGAUGAUAACUAUACUAUUCCUGAAAUGGUUGAAAUCACUGUUAAACUUCCGAAUGAUAUGAAGUGUAAAAAAGGUCAAGAUAUGGAAAAUAUUCUCAGGAGACGUAUGAAUACAAUAUGUAAGGAUACUCAAGUUUUAAUUCAUAAAGUAAAUCUUCUCUUAUGGAUAUCAUAUGGUAAUCGGUUGAACAGUGUUCUUAAUUCACCAGAAGUCAUGGGAUCAGCAUUGUCUCUAGUACCUUCUAAAAAGGCAUAUCCACCAAAGCAAUGUGAUUUGAAUUAUUUAGAAAAUUAUAUAAAAUGGUUUUCUAAAAAAAUUAAAAUAUCUUCAAAAACUGAUCCAUUAUGUGAAAUAAAUGUAUUAUCUUUGACAGACCGAUUUUCAAGAUGUGAAGCUAAAACAAGAUAUGAACUGAUUGCAAUGUUUAUUUCUAUGUUGAGAUCAUUAGGAUUGAAUGUACGGUUAGUGAUAAAUUUAAAUGCUGUCUCAAUCAAACCAAGUUCUGAUCAAUUAUUGGGUCCUUUAGUAGACGAUGAUCAUAAUAUUAUGAAACCAUCUUGUAGUAAAUCUAAUGAAGAUAAUAAAAAGAAAACUCCGUCAAAAUCAGAAUAUUUCGAUAAAAAAUCAAACAAACUUAAAAAUAGUAAAAAAGAACUUGAAACAAAAAAUUCUAAAGUAGAUGAUAGAAAAAAAAAACCUAAAGUUGGUAAAAUUGUGUAUGAAAAUAUUUCUUCAAGUGAUACUGAAGAUGAGAUUUUUGUAAAAAGCAAAAAAAGUGCUAAAUCUGAAUAUUUUAAUAAAAUUUCAAACAAAGCACAAUCUGAUACAAAAAAAUUAAAAUCUGUUAAUGACAAUAAAAAAGUAACAAAAAAAAAUUCUAAAAUAAUUGAAAAAAUUGAUCGCCGUGUUCUUUCAACUGAUGAAGAAGACCAUACAACACCAAAUAGUGAAACAGUUGCUAAAAAAAAAGUGAAAAAUGACUUUUGGGUGGAAGUAUUUCUGGAAAUGGAAGAAAAAUGGUUUUGUGUGGAUGUUAUUGGUCAGCGUAUACAUUGCAUCAAAGAAAUAUAUAGUAGUACUUCUCAUCCUAUGCGUUAUGUUUUGGCUUGGUACAAUGACAAUAGUAUUAAAGAUAUUACAAAACGAUAUGAUCCAUAUUUUCAUACAUUAACACGAAAAAUCCGAGUUGAUCCUAAAUGGUGGAAAGCUACUUUACGACCUUACAUUCCAACAAGGUCAGCUAGAGAACGUGAGGAAGACGAAGAACUAAAUAAACAAUUGGAAGAAAUACCAUUACCUAAAACGGUUUCUGAGUAUAAAAACCAUCCAUUGUAUGCCCUAUCAAGACAUUUGCUAAAAUUUCAAGCCAUAUAUCCGCCGGAACCACCAAUUGUUGGACAUGUUAGAAAUGAACCAGUUUAUUUACGAGAAUAUGUUCAUGAGCUAAAUGGUAGAGAAAACUGGCUAAAAGAAGCCCGUGUGGUUAAAAUGGGGGAAAAGUGGUACAAGCAAGUUAAAGCACGUCCUAGAUUUGAUCGGAAUGGUGUGCGAACAGAUCCUCCACCAUUAGAAUUGUUUGGUUAUUGGCAAACUGAACCUUACGAUCCUCCAACUGCUACUAAUGGUCAAGUUCCUAGAAAUUGUUAUGGCAAUGUUGAUUUAUUUAAACCUUGCAUGUUACCCAAAGGAACCGUUCAUCUUCAACUGCCUGGGUUACUGCGUGUAGCGAAAAAACUAAACAUUGAUUGUGCUCCUGCAGUUAUAGGUUUUGACUUUCACGCAGGUGGUUCCCAUCCAGUAAAUGACGGUUUUGUAGUAUGCCAAGAGUAUAAGGACACUUUAAUAGAUGCAUGGAACCAAGAACUUGAAGAAAGUCGUAAGCGAGAGCAAAAAAGAUAUGAGGAUAGAGUUUAUGGUAAUUGGAAACGAUUAGUAAGAGCUCUUCUUAUUCGUGAACGAUUGAAAAUCAAAUACAAUUAUUUUGGAGGUGAUAAAGAAGGCCAGUCUACUUCUAAGACAACUGAUAGUAAAAAAUAAAAUCUAUAUGUUAGUAUAUUUAAUUAUGUUAAAUUAAAUCUAUAUCUUGUACGUUUCAAUAGUCAUUAAUAUUUAAUUCCAACAGUAUUAUUAUUUAUUAAUGUUAUUUUGGUUGUUUUGUAAAAUUGUAUUUAUAUUGUGGUCUUUUGUAAUGAAUAUUUUAUUUAAAUAUUUUGUUGUUUAUAAUGUUUCUUCUAAUUGGAAUGAAUAAAUAAUAAUAAUUAUAGUAAAAUAUAAUUUAAAAAAAACAUA
Metopolophium dirhodum (rose-grain aphid) is the source of this 4342-nucleotide messenger RNA. RefSeq names its product DNA repair protein complementing XP-C cells homolog (gene Xpc). Gene Ontology annotation, cellular component: nucleus; cytoplasm; nucleotide-excision repair factor 2 complex. NCBI's taxonomy places the organism in Eukaryota, Metazoa, Arthropoda, Insecta, Hemiptera, Aphididae. The transcript has 14 exons. The coding region runs from base 158 to 4090 and encodes 1310 amino acids. Gene Ontology annotation, biological process: mismatch repair; nucleotide-excision repair. The record is from RefSeq and is a predicted model, not a curated record. Gene Ontology annotation, molecular function: protein binding; single-stranded DNA binding; damaged DNA binding.